Molecule: messenger RNA, 678 nt
Organism: Lactuca virosa
Lineage: Eukaryota; Viridiplantae; Streptophyta; Magnoliopsida; Asterales; Asteraceae
Source: the annotation of a GenBank genome assembly
AUGGCGUUCAAGGUCGAGAUAACAGCAACCCACAUCAUUAAACCUUCAUCCUCCACUCACGACCACUUGAAAACCCACGAUUUAUCUCUUUUCGACCAGUUAUCGCCUUCCGUUUAUCCUCCGAUAAUCUUCUUCUACGACGCAAAGCCAAACUCGAACUUAGCCCCUCGACUCAAGACCUCUUUAUCUAGAGUUUUGUCGUCGUUUUAUCCAUAUGCUGGACGUGUAAAUGGAGACGUUUUUGUCGAUUGCAAUGACGCCGGAAUACCAUAUUCUGAAGCCACUGUUGAUUGUUCCCUAUCUUAUGUGCUUCAACAGUAUGAUUUGAACUUGAUGAAACAGUUUGUUUCUUUAACUGAGGAAUCCGAGAAUCCUGAUCAUACCAUUCCCUUGCUGGUCCAGGUGAGCUACUUCAAAUGUGGUGGAAUUGCGAUUGGUGCAUGUUCCUCGCAUAAGAUCGGCGAUGCAUCUAAUUUCUUUUCUUUUAUUCGUGAAUGGGCAAACCUUUCAUUGAACGAUAACCCAGUUUUGGUUCCCGAGUUCAGUAUCUCAUCUCUAUUCCCACGGAUUGGUUUCUUGAACAUUACCGGAAUCCAGAUUCCAAUGAACGAAAUGCUCGUUAGAAAGAGGUUUGUGUUCAAUGCUUCAAGCAUAUCAUUACUCAAAGCCCAAACAUAA